Molecule: messenger RNA, 4839 nt
Organism: Orcinus orca (killer whale)
Lineage: Eukaryota; Metazoa; Chordata; Mammalia; Artiodactyla; Delphinidae
Product: KIAA1210 ortholog
Exons: 11
Coding region: 116-3718 (1200 amino acids)
Source: RefSeq, a predicted model, not a curated record
CGGUUUGGAAGCAGUUGGAUUUGGAAGGCCUGUUGGAGAGAGUGCAAAAGAAUAAGAAGUGAAGACAUAAAGUGAUUGAACUAUAGCUGAAUCACUAAGUGAAAUUUCUGGCAGUAUGGAAGUUCUGGAGUCCAGUGAUGAGGGAAAGGAGAAAUCCAAAUUUAAAGGCUUCAAGAGAUUUUUUGGGAAGAAGAAGAAAAAAGAGCCUGAAGAUGCCCAGGGAAAGAGGAACCUCAAACCAAACUUGUCCAGUGAUAGUACUAACAUCUCUUCCGUGAAGCCAGUUUGGGAAGGUCGACAAACCAAGCCUAGGGCCAAGAGCAGCAUGGGGAACAAAGUCCUGUCCCACGACAGCAUCUUCAUGUUGAAGUCUGAGUCUGAAAGAUCAGGAAGCAGAAUAUGCCCCUCUCCAGAGGUCCAGAGAGGCAGACAGCUUCAGAUCCCACCACGGGGCCCACGCCAACCCAGCAUCAGCUCACCUCUUAUUCAAUCUGACACAGUCUCUAAGGAGUUUGAAGAAAUCUCUGUUGCUGAUGAGUCACUGAAGAGCCCACGGAAGAAGGGUUUAUCACACACGAUCUUGACAUUGAAGAAGGCAAAACCAAAACAGGCGAAGCCACGCCUUCCACUGGCUUCUGAAGAAGAGAAAAGCACAACCGAAGGGAAAGAAGCUGACCAAAAGAGGCCGAAAAAAGACAGUAUAGGUGCCUCAGGCUGGGAACAGAGAAACAAAACUGGGAUUUAUGAACAGAAGACAAGAGAUCCGGCUGCAAACAGAGAUGCCGCUGAGAGCCAGGGCUACCCAUUUCUAGCGGCAUACAGAAGACAGUGUGGAAGGAGAGGCUCAAGUACUUUGGAAAGAAGUGAGCAUGAAUCCAAAGGAAGAAGCUUUAAAGCAUCCAGUCUAGCACUUGACCUAGGUAAUGGAGCUUGGUUCCCACCUGCCGGUAAGACUGCCAGGGAUUUCCGUUCCUGGAACCUGCCCUUGCUGAAGCAAGUCAUGGAGCAGCCCCCGACGGCACAAACAGAAAGCGCUACUCCUCAGGAGCUGCUUUCAGAUAAAGAUGACAUGAGAAGGAGCAAUGCCGGUAUAGAUUUUGAACGCAGAAAAGCACCAGCAUCACAGCCCAUACCUGGAGACAUGGAAGAGUCCAUGGUUAGUGGUCUGUCACCAUCCCGUGAAGAUGGGGCUUCUGCAGCCGAGAAGACAGAAGCCAGAGCCGCUCUUUUACCCGUGGUGGGAAGCCCUUCUACAACCCGAGAUAUUUUCUCAGUGUUUACGGAUCCUUCUGAUAGCCAGUCAGAAGAGGAAGAAGCGUCCAUCUUUGAUUUGAAAAGUGUCCAAUUUAAAAUGAAGUCAGCUCAAGAUACCUACAAAGAAAAGUCUCCUGGAAACGUUCUCCAGGCCUUUACCGCAAGCACUUCAGAUAGCUUGCUGAGAGCUUCGGUAGAGGGAGGUAUUUCUGCAGAGAGGCUGCCUCCCAGAAGCCUUUCCCUGUCCUCGGGGGAGCUGAAAGCUGAAGCCAUUGCCUCAGAGGGUACUUUAGAGGCUGACAGUGGUUCUGAGCAGCAGCUGGCUCUUGGAUAUCUUUUCCAGCCCUCCAAGAAGCACAGAAAUGAACAAGAAGACUUCCCAGAAUCAGAAAGUUCAGCUGCGGGAGUGAGCGGUCCUGAGCAGCAGCAGGUUCCUAGGCGGUGGGCUCCUAGAUAUUCUUCCCGUGCCUCGGGGAAGCCAGAAGUGGAAGCCGUCUUUUCGUGUUACGAGAGUGCUUCCAAAGAGGGGAGUGGCUUUGGGCAGCAGCGGGCUCCCAGGCACUCUCUCCAGCCUUUGAGGAAGUCCAAAGAUGGCCAAGAAGUCUUUGCAGAAUCCGGUUUUGCUGUGCAAAUGACCGGUUCUGAUGAGCAGCUGGCUCCCAGAUGCGCUUCCCAGACUUUGGGGAGGCCCAAAGACCAAAAAGAAGUCUCCUGGGCUUCAAAGAACGUACCUGGAGUGUGGGGUGCUUCUGUGCAGCAGAUGCCUCCCAGGCGCCCUUUCCAGUCCUGGGUGGGCCCUACAUCCGAGCAACAAGCCUCUGCAGGUCCAGAGAGCGCUGCUGUGGAGUGGGGCUUUUCCACGGAGGCGCGGCCUCCCAGAGUGACUUCUCAGGCCCAGAGGAGACCAGUAGUGAAACAACCAAUCUCUGCAGGUCCAGAGAGUGUCGACACUGAAGGGGAUGCUUCUACCAAGCUGCUGCCUUCCAAACAUUCCCAGGCCACUGUGAGACCUAAACUCCAGCAAAUGUCAAGUUAUGAGGGUGCUGCUGUUGAGGUGGGCAUUUCUGGGGGGUCACUGCCUCCCAAAUAUCCUGCCCAGCGGGUUAACAAGUUUAAAGUUGAGGAAAUGUCCUCACGUCUAGAGAGCAUGGCAGUUGAAGAAGGCAUAUCCAAGGAAUCGGUGCUUCCCAAUCAUCUUUUCCAGUUGUUCAUGAAGUUUAUGGUACAGCAUAUCUUUUCAGAGAUCCCUUCUACUGAGGAGGGAAUCCAUGUGGAUCCUCUGUUUUCAAAUCAACCUUCCAAACCCUUGUCGAGGCCUGAAGUCGAGCACCAAGUUUUCUCAGGCUACGAGGGGACCGAUGUUGAGGGAGGCAUUUUUUUGAAGCAGCUGCCUGCGAAAAGCCCUUUACCGUGCUUGGGGAGGCCCGAAGGCCUGCAGGAAGUCUUCUCACGUUCAGAGAGCACUCCUGUAAAGUGCAGUAGUUCUAAAGAGCAGCCGCCUUGCAGACACCCUGGCCAAGCCGAAGAUGAGGCUGAAUUUCAGCCACAGACUUUCGCAACAGGCCCAGUGAGUGCAACUGUGGAGUGGAGAGGCUCGGAGGAGCACCCGCCUCCCAGACACCCUUUUCAGGCUCCUGCAGCCCCUGAACACCAGCAACAGGUUUAUUCAAGUCCCAUGAGAGCUGCUGCUGAGGGAAGCAUGUUGGAGAGCGAUCCUAGCUGCUGGUCCCUACCGAGAGACCCAGCUUCUGCAAACAAAACCAAGAAACACAGCCAAGACUCUGAAGACCUCACUAAGAACGUCCCGAUUCCUGCUACCAAAACUGUGACGUUCACUGAUGCUCCUGUCUGGCAAACAUCCACUUCUUGGGGCACCUACUCUAAGGAGGAAGUUCUUGAGAGUGGUGAUCAAGACUCGUCGUCACACAGUCUUUCUCAACCACUGCGCCACCAGGGAAGCCCCUGCCUCACUUUAGUUCUAACUUCUUUCAUUCCUUUCUCAGGUAAAGCUCCUGGUCGACAGUCAGAUCAUGCCACCUCAGAGCCAGCUUGGAUAACCAUGAUAAACCAGAGGCAGGAGAGUCUCCAGGCCAACAUUCCUGUGAAAGAGCCAGAAACCAAGAAUAGAGCUGGAGCCGAGGCUGAGACUAAGGAACCUAGAUAUGGGAGAACUGGCCUUGCAGAUGAAAACCAACCGAGGAGGGUUUUCACUUCUGAUGUUAACAGAGAGGAGAAGAUGGCACUGAAGCCACCGAAGUCUACCAAAGCAGUAGGAUUCGAAGAUGAGAAGAUAUUUCAAGUACCUUCUACGGAAGAAGAAACCAGAAGGUUUUCAACUCUCCCAGCCGUGCUACAACAGCCGGCUGAGCCGGAUGAGCCAGCUGAGCCGGAUGAGCCAGUCUGGUUCUCCCUGGCCAAGAAGAAAGCCAAAGCAUGGAGCCGUGUAGAAGAAGCCACGCAAUAAAUAGCUCCUGGGUGGAGUAUCAGCAUUUUAAAUGAUAAUUGCCAAUAGCUGUAUUAAUGUCACGUAGUGAAUUAUUUACUGUAAUCAUUUUUAUUAUGCAUAAGAGCCUUAAAAGGGGAAUUAAAGCUAAUAAUUAUUUGAAUGAAACAGAUGCCAUGAAUGCCUAACCUUCAGUACAGUCACUGCCAGCAUCUGAAAACCCAGCUUUUCCUCUAUAAAAACUAUGUAAAAUGUAAAACAGAAAGAUAGAUCAAUGGAACAGGAUAGAAAGCCUAGAGAUAAACCCACGCUCAUAUGGUCACCUUAUCUUUGAUAAAGGAGCCAAGAAUGUACAGUGGAGAAAGGACAGCCUCUUCAAUAAGUGGUGCUGGGAAAACUGGACAGGUACAUGUCAAAGUAUGAGAUUAGAUCACUCCCUAACACCAUACACAAAAAUAAGCUCAAAAUGGAUUAAAGACCUAAAUGUAAGGCCAGACACUAUCAAACUCUUAGAGGAAAACAUAGGCAGAACACUCUAUGACAUAAAUCACAGCAAGAUCCUUUUCGACCCACCUCCUAGAGAAAUGGAAAUAAAAACAAAAAUAAACAAAUGGGACCUAAUGAAACUUCAAAGCUUUUGCACAGCGAAGGAAACCAUAAACAAGACCAAAAGGCAACCCUCAGAAUGGGAGAAAAUAUUUGCAAAUGAAGCAACUGACAAAGGAUUAAUCUCCAAAAUUUAUAAGCAGCUCAUGCAGCUCAAUAUCAAAAAAACAAACAACCCAAUCCAAAAAUGGGCAGAAGACCUAAAUAGACAUUUCUCCAAAGAAGAUAUACAGAUUGCCAACAAACACGUGAAAGAAUGCUCAACAUCAUUAAUCAUUAGAGAAAUGCAAGUCAAAAGUACAAUGAGAUAUCAUCUCACACCAGUCAGAAUGGCCAUCAUCAAAAAAUCUAGAAACAAUAAAUGCUGGAGAGGGUGUGGAGAAAAGGGAACACUCUUGCACUGCUGGUGGGAAUGUGAAUUGGUACAGCCACUAUGGAGAACAGUAUGGAGGUUCCUUAAAAAACUACAAAUAGAACUACCAUAUUACCCAGCAAUCCCACUCCUGGGCAUAUACCCUGAGAAAACCAAAAUUCAA